AUGUGAAGACAUAACAGAAUAAACGGUGCUGAUGUGAUUACCUCGGGGAACCGAAUGAGCGUUUACCGUCUGUUGUGACGUGUCCUUCACUAGGCUACAGCGCGCGGGGAAUGUAGCUUGUGUUUACUGAAGACUUGCUCACGUGAUCAGGUAGUCAGUUACUUUGUAAUAUUUCUAAAUAAAGGAGAGCCGCUCUAGGAGCUCAGAUGCAACAGCCAAGCUGUCUUCAUCAGGGUAUAAGUAAGUUACUUUGUAUCAAGGAUGUAGACAACUGCUUUUUACCAAGGCCUUGUACGCAACACCUACAAUAUGCUUUCCAGGACAGACUGUUGGAUUCGGAUUGUAUAUAGGCUGCUGUUCAGUCGCUGUUUGUGGUCAGAUGUGGUCAGACAUGACAGACAAGAUGGACGCUACGGCUUCUGGAGGCUUACCGUACAAUAACAGUGUUGUGUGAACACCGAUAUCCGUGUUUACGGAGGGGAUACCUGUAUUCUCUGACUUCACAGUAAGAAGGCCUCUUAUUCAUUCACACAUCAUAGGUUUAUUAGGCUAUUGGACAGCGUGAUGAAGGAGAAAUAGGAAUUCGGCUCAAAUAUUGUUUAUUCCAAAUCGGAGUUAUGAUGUCAUUUCCUUUGUAGGCUUCCCCAUCGAAUAACGGGUGUAGGUUUAGUAGCCUUCAACAGCCUACAUCCCCUUAAUACUGUAUCGUCACAAAGCCGUCCGUUCCAGCCAGUGAUUAGCAGAAUGACUGAUCCAAACAGCAACACGGACGGUAUGGCUGGCUACUCCGGUAUCACCAGACUAAAUGUAGCUGGCAGUGGGUUACCUCGUCGGACCGUGCUGAACUCUCACACUCCUCCAGGCAGACUGACGUCCCUGCGGUCCCGGGACCUGACUCUGGGCGGGUUCAAAAAGAAGACCUUCGUACCCAAUGUCCAUUCUCUGAGGAAGAGUAAAGAUGAGUUAAAGGAAGAGGCCCAUGUUGCACCAAAGAAGGACAGAAGAGUGAGGGAGGAGAGGCACAGGGAGAGGAGAGUGGAGAGAAGAGAGCGCCCCCAUCAGACCAUUCAGUCCCACUCCAUCUUUGAACAGGGUCCUGCAGACACAGUAAAGAAACCAGGGGGGUGGAGAGGGACCGACCUCAGAGACAGCAGAUCCUCUCCUGUAGCUAAGUGUUUUAAGAAGGAGAGACGUGCCUCAGAGGAAAACGAUGAUGAUAUGUUACAGCUUCAACGGGAUGAUUUUUUGGAUGAUCCUGGUUUGAAAAAUGAUGCCAAGAACAAGCCGAUUCAACUGCCACUGUAUCAAUCCAGCAACUUCCUGAUAACAGAGGCAACAACUCCAUCAUUCAGAGCCCCUGCUACUACUAACCCACACCUGCCCCUUCAGUAUGGAGCAGGACAUCAGCACGGACCAGGCCAGGGGGUCCUGAGCCCAGACCAGAUCCCUCAGUACGGACCAGGCCAGGGGGUCCUGAGCCCAGACCAGAUCCCUCAGUACGGACCAGGCCAGGGGGUCCUGAGCCCAGACCAGCCCUCUGUAGCAGAUCUCUUCCAUCAGCUGACGGUUUCAGAGACAGAAGAGUUGCUGUUUAUCCAGCUUCCUGAUAUUAUCCCUGGCCAGCCAACCACAGCCACCGGCCAGCCAACCACAGCCACCGGCCAGCCAAUCACAGCCCCAGAAAAAAAUGGUAAAAAAGACUCCAAGUCCGACAGCAAGCGCUGCUCUCACAUUAAAGCACCAGUGAGUAACGACUACCUUCUAUGCUUAUGUUCUACCGUCCACUUCACUCUAACAGAGAAACAUUUCACGCUAAGGUCUACAUUUGUUGUAUUCCAUGUUCUCCCUCAGGACCCUGCUAGAGACAGUGUUCCCAUCCGGUUAGAGUUCUCCUGACCCCUGACCCUAAAGGCCAUGUUCUCCCUCAGGACCCUGCUAGAGACAGUGUUCCCAUCCGGUUAGAGUUCUCCUGACCCCUGACCCUAAAGGCCAUGUUCUCCCUCAGGACCCUGCUAGAGACAGUGUUCCCAUCCGGUUAGAGUUCUCCUGACCCCUGACCCUAAAGGCCAUGUUCUCCCUCAGGACCCUGCUAGAGACAGUGUUCCCAUCCGGUCAGAGUUCUCCUGACCCCUGACCCUAAAGGCCAUGUUCUCCCUCAGGACCCUGCUAGAGACAGUGUUCCCAUCCGGUUAGAGUUCUCCUGACCCCUGACCCUAAAGGCCAUGUUCUCCCUCAGGACCCUGCUAGAGACAGUGUUCCCAUCCGGUUAGAGUUCUCCUGACCCCUGACCCUAAAGGCCAUGUUCUCCCUCAGGACCCUGCUAGAGACAGUGUUCCCAUCCGGUUAGAGUUCUCCUGACCCCUGACCCUAAAGGCCAUGUUCUCCCCCAGGACCCUGCUAGAGACAGUGUUCCCAUCCGGUCAGAGUUCUCCUGACCCUAACGGC
Messenger RNA from Salvelinus namaycush (lake trout), 2445 nucleotides. Its product is annotated as DNA-directed RNA polymerase III subunit RPC4-like. Lineage: Eukaryota; Metazoa; Chordata; Actinopteri; Salmoniformes; Salmonidae. The transcript is spliced from 7 exons. Gene Ontology annotation, cellular component: RNA polymerase III complex. The coding region runs from base 745 to 1896 and encodes 383 amino acids. Gene Ontology annotation, biological process: transcription by RNA polymerase III. The record is from RefSeq and is a predicted model, not a curated record. Gene Ontology annotation, molecular function: DNA binding.